UAUAAAGGACAAAAAAAUUACACAAGCAUACAUAAAUAAAUGCAUAAAUAAAAAAACAAUUUAGCAACUGCCUGGGACUCAUCCUCUCCUUUUAUAAUUCAUAUUGAUAAACAAUAUUUUGUACGUAAAAUUGCAGUUAAGUUACAUUGUCAAAAUCCAACUGCACAUUAAGCUUUAUUAGUAUUUCAUUAUACUGGAGAUGUAUUAUUAAGCAGCCCACUGACGAUCUAACACGCCCACAUCCACAGCUUCACGCAGCUCACAUCCACUCAUACAGCGAAGUCAACUGGCCUGUCUGCGCGGUCACGCUGAUUCCGCGCUCCCGUUGACUUGUGGGCUGCACGCUGCAUGCAGCCAGCUGCAAAGGAGAGCGGUCCAACGCUGUACUGCAGUGAACAGAGACCAGGACCACCCGAACCGCUCACUGUUCUACACACAAGAGAAAUCAGCUGGAGCAUUUUUGGGCAUUAUGACACAGCGGAGUCUCUGCAGUUCUCUGGAAAUGUAGCAAGGAAAGAUAAAUCAGUUGAAAGAAGACAGACGGACAGACAGAAACUCACAAGAGACAACUAACAGAUGGAAGACGGAGCUUUGCAACAAGCUUGGGGAUGUAACAAGAUUCUGUGACCUUUGACCAGUGGAGCUCCAGGAUCCGGAGAAAAAUCAUACAGUGCUUCUAAGUGAGAAAGGCAUUUUGAGUCGUUCUAAGACGCAAUGAAAAGAGAGGAUUGUCAUUUGAAGAAUUACAGAGUGCAGCUCUGUUAAAUUUGGCUUACCCUGUGCAGUUUAGACAGCAUGCAUUCUGUCUGUGGAUUUCACGUUUAGUGUCGAUUUGUGGUAUUUAGAUCUGUCACUGACUUAAAAAGUGGACAUGUUUCUCUCUUAUCAAGCUGCAGUCAAGAUAAGGAUGAUAUAAAUGAUCUGAAACACUGACAAUAUGUCAAGCGUUAAAAAAAAAACACCUGUCGAAGGACGAUGUGCCCGAGAAGGGCUUUCAAAAACUGUAACAAUCAGCUGCAGACAAAAAGUCCCUUGCUGCUAUCUCUUCAUCCUCCUCCUCCUGCUCUUCGUCUCCCUGGGUGCACCUCACAUGGAGUCUGUAGAGAGCCACAGUGAAUUUAGCUGUGAGCCCAUCAGACUGAGAAUGUGCCAGGAUUUGCCUUACAACACCACCUUUAUGCCCAAUCUACUGAAUCAUUACGACCAGCAAACGGCCGCACUGGCCAUGGAGCCUUUUCAUCCAAUGGUAAACUUGGUCUGCAGUGCCGACCUGAGGAUGUUCUUGUGUGCCCUGUAUGCCCCGGUGUGCACAGAGUACGGCCGACUGUCCAUGCCAUGUCGAUCCAUCUGCCAACGGGCCAAGGACGAGUGCCACAAGCUCAUGGAGAUAUUCGGAGUAGCUUGGCCAGAUGACAUGGAGUGUAACAGGUUUCCGGAUUGUGAUGAACCUUACCCUCGCGUUGAUGACCUACUGACAGGCUCAGAACCCACUGACCAAGCAUCCAUGACCGUCCAAAGAGAUUAUGGUUUCUGGUGUCCCCGAGAGCUGAAGGUCGACCCGGACCUCGGCUACACCUUCAUGGGAAGGAAGGACUGUUCUGCUCCCUGCCCAUCAAUGUUCUUCAGUCAGCAGGAGCUGACCUUCAUGAGAUACUUCAUCGGAGUCGUCUCUGUUGCUUGUCUUUCUGCAACGCUCUUUACUUUCCUAACGUUUCUCAUCGAUGUUACAAGGUUCCGAUACCCCGAGCGGCCAAUCAUUUUCUACGCUGUGUGUUACGUCAUGGUGUCGCUGGUCUUCUUCCUGGGUUUCCUUCUAGAGGACAGAGUAGCAUGCAAUGCAGUGAGCCCGGCCCAGUUUAGAGCUUCAACCAUCACACAGGGAUCUCACAACAAGGCGUGCACGCUUUUCUUCAUGGUCUUGUAUUUCUUUACCAUGGCCGGCAGCGUGUGGUGGGUAAUACUGACAAUCACUUGGUUCCUGGCUGCUGUGCCUAAAUGGGGCAGUGAGGCCAUUGAAAAGAAAGCCCUCCUCUUCCACGCUGUGGCCUGGGGCCUCCCAGGGGCCCUGACUGUCUCUCUGUUGGCCUUGAAUAAGAUAGAGGGAGAUGGGAUCAGUGGGGUGUGUUUCAUAGGGCUGUAUGACAUCGAUGCCCUGAGGUGGUUUGUUCUGGCACCGUUCUGCUUCAAUGUGGCGGUUGGCAUCUCCCUGCUUUUAGUGGGAAUUGUUGCUCUGAACCGGGUGCGGAUGGAGAUUCCCCUGGAGAAAGAAAACCAGGCCAAACUAGUGAAGUUCAUGAUUCGAAUGGGCGUGUUCUCUGUGCUCUACCUCGCCCCUUUAUUCACAGUGAUUGGUUGUUACAUCUAUGAACACACCUAUCGGAGUAUCUGGGAGACGACGUGGAUGGAGGAGAACUGCAGGCGAUAUCACAUCCCCUGCCCAUACAAGGUUGAACAGACCAGCAAGCCUGCCAUGGUUCUGUUCCUCAUUAAAUACCUGAUGAUGUUGGUGGUGGGGAUUCCCUCUGUUUUCUGGGUGGGCAGUAAGAAGACAUGCUUUGAAUGGGCCAGUUUCCUGCAUGGACGCAGACGCAAAGAUGGGGUGAAUGAGUCCCGACAGGUUCUGCAGGAACAGCCAGACUUCGCUCAGUCUCUACUGCGUGAGCCAAACACCCCCAUCAUUAGGAAGUCAAGAGGGACGUCUACUCAGGGCACCUCCACCCAUGCCUCCUCCACCCACUUGGCAGCUCUAGAUGAUCUUGACGAACCAAUCAGGACUCACCAUGGACACCCUGCAUCAACCAGAAGCAAGCCUAGCAGCCUCCACAGCAAGGCCAGCUACCACGGCAGCCUGCGCCGCACUCGAGAUGACAGGAACGAUUCUUUAGCUUACCGGGGCACACUGGACCGCAAUCUCCAUGGUAGCAUGCCCCGGCUUGACCACCCACUCUCCACCCACAACAGCUUGCAUAAGAUAGACAGCCACUCAAAGCACAGCAGCCAGCGGGACAUAUCCGAGGCUUCACCUACCCUCAUCACCCAUGGAACAAUAGGGAGUGAUGGCCGAGCUGCUGAGAAGGACGGCACCAGUGCCUGAAAGUUUAACUUUCGCAGAGUCACGGUAUGCUGGCUCAAAAUACAGAAUCCACCAGUGAGUGCUGUGGUGAUUUUGGGUCUGGACCUAUGUGACCACAUCGGUUUAGCUUCACCAGAAGUGAUCCAUGUCCUCAGACCAUUGUGUUACAAUUUCAGGUGUUAUUCUGGGAAAAUUAUGGAAAACUGGAACUUGCACUGGAUAGAGACCAGUAACUGGCUAAACAUUGUGGGGGAGAAAGGUCAUUGCACUUAAUACAACAUUGCAGUGUCAAAAUCCUAAUCCUGUAGGACUUUCACCAAUAAUGUGACAUUUGUGAAAAGCUGCAGAGUUUUGCUUUUAUAACAAUCUUAAACAGUUUGUCACAAAAGUGGCUUGUUUGUUUUGGACUGCAGCUAUUAAUGCUCAUCUCUGUGUGACUUCUUAGACAAAUAGGGGCCUAAAAACAUGGACCUAAUCAUUAUUUAGUCAAAUAUUUUUACACUGUGAAAACUGUCUGAUGCAUGUAUAAAGACUGGGACAUAGCAGGGGUGAUGAAGUUUGAAACUAAUGCAUAAUCUGUGCAGUACAACAUGGACAUGAUGAAAUCUUUCUAAACCAGGUGUGCUCCCUUUUCCAACACACCUAAACGCUGAAGAGGGAAUUCAGGAGUGUUGGAGAAGGGAUAUCAACAUUUGGGCCCUGGUAUUUUUGUAUCUGUCAUUAGCAAGGUAAAAACAACCCCAAAUUAGCUGUUUGUAAGCUGAGAAGAAAAAACAAUUAAGUCCCAGAAACAGGUGCUGGUAUGCAUUUCCGCUUAUGCGCUACCAUUUAAUGCCGAGUGUAGAAAUUGUAUCUAAGAAUGACAUCAAAACCAGUGGGAUUAUUUGAGGUCAGAAAUCCAAGAUUGCUGCCUUGCAUAAACAGGCAGCUCUUAAAUUAAACUAGAAGACGUGAUUAAAACAGCACCAUCAACUAAUAAUGCAUCGCCAGAUCGGUUUUUAUUUUCUUUAGCUCACAACAAACUUAAAGCCUAAUCACGUUGCACUUUCUAAAGCUGCCUGGAAUUUAGGUAAUAUUCCCGAUAUCUCACUUGAAACCUGCCUACUGUAGAAACACCUGCCAUAAAUUCAGUGAAUAUCUAGGUAAACCCUGGAACGUUGAGUGAAUUUUUUCAUGGAAAAUGUGGAGAAACAAGCUAAAGAGCAGUGUGUUAAACCCAACGAAAGUUUUAAAUUACAUUUUUAUCUGUAUAAAAAUAGUUUAACGUAAAGUAUUUCAGAUUUCAUACCUUAACUGACUAGUGUUGUAAUAUUCACCUCUGUACAUGCUGUUUUGUCUUAAGAUUUGCCUCAAAUGGGCAGAUUUACCUUCAUUACAUUUUAUUGGCUGAUCUUUUGCUUGUAAAUGUAACAACCUGUAAAUAUGUUUUCAUGCAGUUUGAUUCCUAAUCCUUUGUAAUUUAACUAAACCUACCUCACCUGUACCCUCAGCCUUCUCUUGUUCUGCAUUCACAUCAGUAAAAAUGGUGGCAGCUCGCUUUGUGGUUUUCAAGUCUACCUCUUGAGUUCAAACCCCAAUGUACUUCUUACUGGCUUUGUGUACUGCAUUUCAUUCAGUGGCAUCCAUUAUUUCCAGCAAAUUUAGUUAAAAACACAGUUUUAGCCCUUUAAACAGGAGAAUAUGGUUUGCAUUGAGAUUGUAGUUAUCCAAUAAUUGCACCAGGCCCAAUUUAUGCUUAUGCUUUCACUUACUUUGUACAUAGAGUUCUUGUAUGAUGACUGAUCUGCCUUCUGUUUUUCCUCCCAUCAUUUUUGGACCUACAGCAAUUGUCUGUACUUUAUCAUGAUUGCUUACAUGCAUUAACCAGAGUGCUUUUUUCUCAACAUGGGACAUAGUUGAGGAAAGAAUAAAUGAAAGAAGCUCUUAGCUUUUGAACAUCCAUGUUCUUACAGGUCUGUCUUCAUAAACCUUUAACAGUGAAGCAUGAAAAAAAAAACUCAGAACUAUGAGGGUUAAAAAUUCAACAUUGUGAUUUUUAAAACUUUACUUAAUUUAUUUGCAAUUGUAAUGUAAAAGCCUCUUUUACAUGCAGUCCAAUAAACUUUGACUUGACUCUU
Messenger RNA from Girardinichthys multiradiatus, 5190 nucleotides. RefSeq names its product frizzled-3-like. The record is from RefSeq and is a predicted model, not a curated record. Gene Ontology annotation, biological process: non-canonical Wnt signaling pathway; canonical Wnt signaling pathway. The transcript is spliced from 11 exons. Gene Ontology annotation, cellular component: plasma membrane. NCBI's taxonomy places the organism in Eukaryota, Metazoa, Chordata, Actinopteri, Cyprinodontiformes, Goodeidae. Gene Ontology annotation, molecular function: Wnt-protein binding; Wnt receptor activity. The coding region runs from base 938 to 3094 and encodes 718 amino acids.